Meyerozyma guilliermondii ATCC 6260 is the source of this 1017-nucleotide messenger RNA. RefSeq lists its product as uncharacterized. Gene Ontology annotation, molecular function: nucleic acid binding. Gene Ontology annotation, cellular component: nucleus. Lineage: Eukaryota; Fungi; Ascomycota; Pichiomycetes; Serinales; Debaryomycetaceae. The record is from RefSeq and is a predicted model, not a curated record. Bases 1 to 1017 code for a protein of 338 amino acids. The transcript has a single exon.
AUGUAUUGCAUAACCAAGAAUAGCAUAUCGUUGAAAGCUAGCCCAAAGAACCGUCUCUUUCCAUUUUCAAAAACUACUUUGAAACCUUCAUUUCACCGAUUUGAAUCGACUUUGAAACGCCCAAAAAGUCCACUUGAACCACUCCAGCCACUCCAGACUGUUCCACACCCCCCAAAAUACCAUUCUCCAAUGUCAAAUCCCCAAAAACUUCUCGCCGACUACUUCGACACCACCAACUUCCAAUUUGCCGGAGACGUCAAAAACCAGGUGGCGUCUCUCAAACGGUGGAUGGAGCUUGUAUAUCUACGCGACAGGCCGCUCGUGGCGGUAGACAUCGAAGCGUUUGAAAGAAAUAGCAACUUGGUCACCGAGGUGGGCUUUGCCAUUUAUGACCCGAAGGAACAGGGUGCAACUUUGUUGCCCAGUAUCCGAACUGUGCACUUGAUAAUCAAGGAACACGCCAAUAAAAAGAACGGGCGGUUUGUGCCCGACAACUCCCAUCGGUGUCUCUUGGGCAAAUCUCAUAUUGUGGACUUACGACAGUGCUCGGCAUUCAUCUCGGAAGUUUUCCGCCAUUACUUUGAAGAAGAUCAAGGUGUGCUUGUGGGACAUGGAAUUAAAGGCGAUAUCAAGUGGCUCAAGACUUUGGUGGGAAAUGUCCCCGAGACAUGUCCUAUAGUGGAUACUACUUUGAUCCACAAACUUUCCAGAAAGGGUAAUGGCAGUCUUGAAGGUAUACUACGCCAAGUUGAAAUUCCCUGUGGCCGCCUCCACAAUGCUGCUAAUGAUGCUUUCUACACUCUACAGGCUGUGAUGGCUUGGUGUGACCCGUACUACCGCCGAAAAUACAACCUUGAUGUCUACGAUUCCACGAUAACGCUGGUGUCUAAGAAUAUUAGGCGACGCAUGCAAUUCGACGAUGCUGCAGUUUUGGUGCACGAAGAAGACGGGAUCCACCUCUACGAGAGAUUAUGGGGCUGUGUGCCAGAAGAAGGUGAGUCUGAUGUAGAAAUGUAG